Messenger RNA from Puccinia triticina, 1539 nucleotides. RefSeq lists its product as uncharacterized. The transcript has 3 exons. The record is from RefSeq and is a predicted model, not a curated record. NCBI's taxonomy places the organism in Eukaryota, Fungi, Basidiomycota, Pucciniomycetes, Pucciniales, Pucciniaceae. The coding region runs from base 1 to 1539 and encodes 512 amino acids.
AUGUCGACCCACAGGAUGGCCGAGCCAGCGGCCUGCUUCCUCAGCCUGUCGGAGAAGCUCGCCGCCAUCUUCAAGCACACCUCCGACCGCAUCAACCAGAUCUCCGAGUCGCUCUCCGCCGCAAUCGACGCCCAACCAGGCCUGCUCCGCCAGCCCGCUGCUCGCCCGGCCAUAAAUCCUCCAGGAAUCAGCCUCCAGCCCAAACUUCCAACGCUGUCUUCGGAGCCCCCGCCCAAUCCCCAGCCCCCUGGCUGCCCGCCGUCACCCACCAACUCCCCCAGCACGCUCAAGCCUCUCAUCGCGCCAAAAAACCCACCCCGCACCCCACCAACACCUUCAGAAGAGACUUUCAAAACCGUCACUGCAUCCACCCAAUCCGAAAGGCGUGUCGAAAAUCGAACAACCAGCGCCCACACUUCACCGCCGCGCCGCAUCACCUCUCCCCGUCAUGAUCCUGAAGACCUCGCACCGAUUACGAAGGAGGAGGAUAGCAACCCUUCGGGUCCUGACCAGGCGCUCUCGGCCCCCGCGCCACCGGCCGAAAGCAGACAAAUUCCAUUGAACCUGCGCGAGCGGAUUGGUCUGCCUCCUCCCCCUCCCCCUCCAGGCCCUCCGCCAACGCAAGCUGGACACGAUCAUAGCGAAUCUCCAGACCCCGCUCAGACGCUCGACCGGCGUACUUCGCCGACCUCUCGCUCGAGCCCCAUGGACAUGAAAGACUCCGACCCUCCCCGCCAAGUCACGCCCCACGAUCAGACGAGAUCGGCGUCGCCCAGAUCCUCCUCUUCUCCGAGGGCCGGCCACUCAACCCGCGACUCCAGCAGCAGAACUCGGUCCAGCUCUCGGCGCCGCUCGAGGUCUCCUUCCAGUCGAUCGUCCGACCAGCGGUACCGCAGGAACAGUCUCAGGAGCCCGUCGCGUCGAGCCUCCAUCUCCCGCCGAGUCGACUCUCGUCCAUACGUCUACGACUCUUACAAGCCCACGCUGAAUCCUCGCACCCGCCGACGCUCUCGCUCGCCACCUAGACGCUCUCGCUCGCCGCACAGACGCUCUCCCUCGCCAAGCAGACGUUCUCGCUCGGCGUACCGACGCACCCCCUCUCCCCGAAGCAGACGUUCACGCUCCCGGAGCAGACAGAAGACGGAGAGGGCGGGCAGCCGGCGGCCGUCGAGUGCCCGGUUCAUCGACCGGAUCGACAGCCGGGAGGACCGGGACUUUGCGGAGUAUCUGGACGCCACUCGGGGCGACCCCAGCUACAAACGGCUCAAGGACAUCAUGCGCUCGCUCCACGGCCCGGAUUACUCCGGCCUGGUGAUCAGCCAAGACCUCUGGGAAACGUUCCGUCGGUUCCGCCGUCGGGCGGACACCCGUGAAGAGCGCAUGCUCCGCCACCUCUACCUCUACCCCGAACUCAUGCACUCCUUCCUCACCUGUGCCCGCCAACGUCACAUCGUCACUUAUCGGCCAAUCGAACACUGUCUCAGUAGGUCCACCGUCAAGCUCGACAUGUCAUGUCGUUCCCCCGGUCCUCGAAGAUAA